AUGCAACUUUCUGUUAUGAACAGAAGUCGGGCCAACAAGAUAGACGACAUGCUGCCAGCAAUCCUGGAGAGGUUGAGCGCAGUUCAGGAAGUGCUGGCCCCGCUGCCUAAGGAAGUCCUGGAGGAGGCGAUCUACCACACUGCCUCCUACUACAUCCCUAUAGACUCCGAGACUGAGCUCUGCCGCAACCACAGUGCACUUCUGUUCGAAAGCUUCCUCCGUUACGAGAUAUGGGCCCUGAAGAUGGUGGACGCAUCGAGCAAGGGAAGCCCAGGAUUGCUGGACGGGAAUGUCAUGGACCUGGGCAACUACGGUCAGUGUAUCAGUGUAGAGGCUCCAGGAGAACUCUUCACGGGACAACAUUGUGUAAUCGAAACGCAGGGGAUCAUGCCUGUGGAUAUGGAUUCAUUGAACCCUAAGCGCCCCGUGCUGCCCACGUUACGCCUGGACUUGAUGUUCUCUGUGUGUGUUCCCUCCUCCUGUACUCCUGGUGAUGUGAAGACACACAUGGACUUGGCCCUCAACUCCGUCAACGCUACCGCCAUUAUUUACAACUCCAGCUGUUCUUCCGCAUCACCUAUUCCGUUUGAAAACAAAGACUAUAUUGCAAUGUUAAUUCUUAUACUAAUCGCUCUUUUGAUUGGACUCAGCACCUGGUUCGAUAAACAUAGUGAAAAUUCAGCAGGAUGUAAGGUGAUCAAGUGUUUCUCCCUUGUCCAAAAUACCCGCCAGCUUCUGGAUACUUCUUGCCCGGACGUCUCGGAUACCAUUCCUUGUCUCAGAGGACUCCGGAUACUGGCUCUAGCUUGGCUCAUGCUAGGCUACCGCAUGCUGCACCUGCUCGCUUGCCCAAACCAUCGCUUCAAGUACCUGGUCGAGAACAUCGACAACGUGGCUUGGGCUCCGGUGGAAAACGCUCAUCUCUCAGUGGAGAUAUUCCUCUUGGUCACCGGAGUUCAUGUAACGUACAAAUUUUUCCUGCAGGACCGCCAGGGCAGGAAGUUCCGUUAUUUUGAGUUCUUCUUAAAGUAUUAUCUAAGGCUUACUUUCCCUUUGGCCCUGGUAAUGCUGGUCUACGGGACUGUGGCAAUGCACUUCACAGAUGGUCCGAUAUGGAGAAGACUGUUCGAGUUCCUCCAGCUGUUCUGUCAGAAGAACUGGUGGUCAAAUCUGCUCUACGUCAGCAACUACGUCAACCCUUAUGAGAUGGUGAGUGUCCUCCCUCAGACAUGGUACUUGGCCAUAGAGUUCCAGCUGUACGCUCUAUCACCGCUGCUGUUGCUGCCUCUUGUCAGAAACCCGAGGCGAGGCCUUUUCUUUAUAGCAAUCGCCUUCCUAGCGACCAUCGUCGGGGGUAUCAUCAAUUCCUACAUGAUGGAGAUACAAGCUGGAGGACUGAUACGCCUGGAUCGUACCCGAGAAGGCACGAAUGUCCUAGACUAUUUCUACACUCAAUAUCGAGCAGCCUCAUUCCUGAUAGGAAUGGCUCUAGGAUUCCUUCUCUUCAGGAUUAAAGAAGACCACUGGGCUGUUCAGUUCUCUAAGAUGCAAGUGCUGGUCGGUUGGGUGGCGGCUUUGUCCUUGUUCGCAACCACAGUACUUGCGGUCUCUAUAUUUCAAGAUCCGCUCUACGUGUACACUGCCUGGCUGGACACCGCCUACGGCAUCCUGCACCGGCCCACUCUCUCCCUCGCUGUUUCCUGGUUCAUCCUGGCCUGCUCCACAGGAUCCGGAGGUUUCUUGAACACAAUUCUCUCCUGGAGACCUCUACUUCCUCUUUACCGCCUCAGUCACUGCGUGUUCCUGGUUCACUUCCUGGUUCAGGACAUCCAGGCGUUCAGUACCAGGACCGCGAUCACCAUUGACUUUCUCAACUUGUGGUAUAUGGUUUUUGCUGAUUUCUUCAUCAGCCACUUAGUGGCCGUGGUUGUAUACUUGGCUGUGGAAGCACCUGUAAUCAACCUGAUAUCACUCGUAGAAGAAGGGGGAAAAGAUACAGAAGAGAGAGGACAUACAAGUCAGCCUGCAUCAUUCACAAAGAACGUAAUUCAUCCAGAACACAGUUUACAUUUGGAGAAGCUCUAAAGUCAAUGUUUACCAGUGAAAUAGAGGCUUAAUGGAAAACACUUUUUUAUGAUCAUAACUUUCCAUUUACAAAUACAAAAGACCAGUUAUCUUAAAGUUCUUUUAGGUGGUAAAGAAACUAAGAAACAUAUAUGGAUAAAUCAGUUCAAAAUACACUAAUAACAGGGUUUAUUUGCUGACACGUUAUAUUUUAUGUUAGUGUUAAAUUGGAAUAGAAAUCUGGUAAACGUAGCAAGUUGUAUAAAAUGUAACGAAAUCUCAGGAGAGUUUGUUGGCAUAAAGUAAUAUUAGUGUCAUAUUACAGUGUCUCAAGGCAUGACA
This is a messenger RNA of Homalodisca vitripennis (glassy-winged sharpshooter), 2406 nucleotides long. Its product is annotated as nose resistant to fluoxetine protein 6-like. Gene Ontology annotation, molecular function: acyltransferase activity, transferring groups other than amino-acyl groups. The record is from RefSeq and is a predicted model, not a curated record. Lineage: Eukaryota; Metazoa; Arthropoda; Insecta; Hemiptera; Cicadellidae. The coding region runs from base 1 to 2085 and encodes 694 amino acids. The transcript has 13 exons.